Daucus carota subsp. sativus is the source of this 5280-nucleotide messenger RNA. RefSeq lists its product as uncharacterized. Lineage: Eukaryota; Viridiplantae; Streptophyta; Magnoliopsida; Apiales; Apiaceae. The record is from RefSeq and is a predicted model, not a curated record. Bases 686 to 4777 code for a protein of 1363 amino acids. The transcript is spliced from 9 exons.
AUUAUUUCAACAACAAAAAGCAGUAAUCAAUCCCAAAUUCUUCGUCUUCUUCUUUGUAUUGUUUUUGUUUUCAAUUUCCAGAUUCCAGUUAACACCAACAAUUCUUCUUCUAUUCUGUCAUCCAUCCAUGGUCAUUUCCCAAACAAUCGGCGUAUACAUACACAACACAACAUCAUUCAUUUGAAGCCAAUAAUCACAACUUUAACCCCUUUGUUCUCUUAUCUCCUCAUUUAAUCUCUCCAUACAUGCUCUUGGGAUCCCACCCACUUUGCUUAUUUCUUGACAUUGUCCUGCUUUUUCUGGGCGGUUAUCAUAAUCCGAAUCCAGGUUUUUUCCAGACCCUUUUUUGUUUGGAUUGUGUUAUAUCACAUGUAUUGUUGUUGGGUAUGAUCAAAACUUGGGAUUUUCGCCUUCCUGUCUUGUAUGUAUUCCUUGUCUGAGAUAAAGGCUGCACCUUUACUCUCUUUUUCUUCCUUAGGGUUUUCUUGCCUAUUUUGAUUUCUAGUCAAACCAUUCUUUUCUUCUUCUAAGACACAAGCUUCCUUAUCCUUCUGGCCUCGAGGAGCUUUUGACGGGUUUAGUGAUUAGUUGAAUCCUCUCGCUGUUUUGUUUGGUUCAUAUAAUUGCUUGGUUUAUAUAAUCUAGUUCCAAUUACUGUAAUUUGGUAUACUUUUCAUAGCUUUGUAUGGGCGAAAAUGAGAAUUGGGUGCAGCCAAGUGGCAUUUUUCCCAAUGGCCUGUUGCCCAAUGCAGGUCCAUUGAUUCAUCUACUUGAAUCUGAUAGAUGGUUAAAGGCCGAGGAGAGAACUGCAGAGCUUAUUUCUCGUAUACAGCCCAACCAACCUUCUGAACAACGUAGAAACGCUGUUGCAGACUAUGUGCAACGACUCAUAAUGAAGUGUUUUCCAUGCCAGGUAUUCACUUUUGGAUCGGUGCCCCUCAAGACCUACUUACCUGAUGGAGACAUUGACUUGACAACCUUCACUAACAAUCAAAAUUUAAAAGAUACAUGGGCUACUCAGGUUCGUGAUAUGCUUGAGAGUGAGGAGAAGGAUGAUAAUGCUGAAUUUCGAGUGAAGGAAGUUCAGUACAUCCAGGCUGAAGUCAAGAUAAUCAAGUGUCUUGUGGAGAAUAUUGUAGUAGACAUAUCCUUUAACCAGGUUGGCGGAUUAUGCACCCUUUGCUUCCUUGAGGAGGUUGAUCAUCUGAUAAAUCAGAAUCAUUUAUUCAAGCGCAGCAUUAUACUAAUUAAAGCAUGGUGCUACUAUGAGAGCCGAAUACUCGGUGCUCAUCAUGGGCUUAUAUCAACAUAUGCGUUAGAAACCUUGGUUCUCUAUAUAUUUCACGUUUUUAACAAUUCCUUUGCCGGACCACUCGAGGUGCUUUACCGAUUUCUGGAGUUCUUUAGCAAUUUUGACUGGGAUAAUUUUUGUGUUAGCUUAUGGGGUCCUGUAUCCAUCAGUUCACUUCCAGACGUGACUGCUGAAACUCCUAGAAAAGAUGGAGGAGAGUUGCUUCUGAGCAAAUUGUUUCUUGAUGCUUGUAGCUCUGUCUAUGCUGUUUUCCCGGGUGGUCAGGACAACCAGGGACAGCCAUUUAUUUCAAAGUAUUUUAAUGUAAUCGAUCCUUUACGUGUAAACAACAAUCUUGGACGUAGUGUUAGUAAAGGUAACUUUUACAGGAUACGCAGUGCAUUUGCGCUUGGUGCUAAAAAACUGGCAAGAUUACUUGAGUGCCCCAGUGAAAGCAUAGUUUUGGAACUCAAUCAGUUUUUUAUGAAUACAUGGGAGAGACAUGGCAGUGGUAUUCGGCCUGAUGCACCAGAGGCUAAUAAUAUAUUGAGUUUGAGGUCGCCAACCCCAGGUAAUGUGCCUGGUUCUGUCAAUUCUAAGGAAAGAUUAAGUAGCAACAAAGUGAAGAGUAGUUCCUCUGUUCUGGAUUCUAAGGUUGAGAGAACUAGUUUGUAUGGUGUUUCCUCUCAACAUGGUAACAUUUCCUCAGAUAGCAUAUCUGGGGCCAGCGAUGUGUCUGAAACUUCUCGUGGUGAAAGCCAAAAGCGUCAAGGAAACUUAAAUAGCAAAAGAAUAUCAAAUCAGAUCAUUAGACAAAUUAGUUCAAACCAGGCCACAAGUACUGAUAAAGGUCAAAGAAAUUUGCAAUCUCAACACCUGUUAAAUGAUAUUCAGGGGAGGUUUCUUUUUGCAAGAACUCGCUCAAGUCCUGAACUUACUGACACUUAUGGCGACCUUUAUUCUCAAAGCAGGCAGGCAAGAGUUCCAGAUAAUUCUAAGACCCAGGGGACUGCUACUGAGUCAAGUACUUAUAUUAAUAGUUAUCAGCGGAACAGGAAAAACCCUGAACCUGAUCUUGCACCAAGCCAUAGUGGUCAAUCUGUGAAUGAUGACCCUUCAUCUGUUAGGCAUACCGCAUUUCAUCAAACGCCAGAUCCGGAUGCUUCCUUUAACAGCGCUCCAAGUAAUCAUCAACCCGAAUCAGGAUCCCGAGACAUGGCUGAAGAUCCUUCUACUGCAGUUGGUAUGCAUGAUAUGCAUCAAGAACAACAAGAUAUUGUGAACAUGAUGGCAUCUUCUACCAUUAAUGGUUAUAAUGGCCAGGUUCAUGUGCCACUGAAUUUAGCUGCAGGUCACCUACCUUAUCCAGUCCCGCCUUCCGUGUUGGCUUCAAUUGGGUAUGCUCAGAGAAAUUUUGCUGGAACGCUUCCAGCCAACUUUCCCCUGAUAGAUCAUUCAUUUUCGAGUAUGCAAUUUGCUCAUGGUUUUGUUUCUCCACAAUUAAGCCAUUACUUCUCUGGCAUAAGAUUGCCGACAAACAUAGAAGAUCCUAAUGAUCCAGGUAAUGAGAAUAUUAGCUCUACCGAAAUGAAGCCUGGGGAGGCUGAUCAUGAUUACUGGCAGGAGCGGGAUAUAGGGUCCACUGGAGAUUUUGACUUUGAUAUAGGAAACGUUGAAGUGCUUCGUACAGAUGAUAAACCACAGUCAACCUCUUCUAGUGCUAACUUUAUUCCGUCAUCUCGGUCAAGAGUUCCUGGAAGUUCAACGAGAGGUCAGCAUAAUUAUAGAAAGGAAAAGCAUGGUUCACUGCAGGAUGAUCUUCUAGAUAGUUUCCAGUUUGAACAAAACAGAGAAAGCGAGGUAUAUUCUGAUGAGAGAACAACAAGUUCAAAAUUUUCUUCUGCUGCUCACAGUAGUUCCCUUAUAAGCAAAACUUCUUCUGAGAGUUCCUGGGAGGAACCGUCUCCAAAGGUCAUAAAGUCAACAAGAGAAAAGAGGGGAAAGAAAAUAGUUUCUGAGUCAUCUACUAUGCAUGGAAAAGGUAAGAUCAUGUCCGAACAUGUGUCUGAUCAGCAUGAGGAAAAUAACCAGGAUUGGAAUCGCAAUCGCCAGACAAUCACAAGCAACGAAUUUGCCGAAAGAAGUUCCGAAAUGCAAUCAAUUCCUUCUUUACAUAUGGUGAGGCCUCACAUGCCUGACUAUGAAUCAGCUCAAACAAGUGGUUCUGAGGUGAUGGUCCCCAUGCCUCCCAUGAUCUUUAGUUCUCGGCAAAGAAUGAUGGAGAACUCUGGGGCUGUUCCCUUUGCAUUUUACCCAACUGGGCCUCCAGUGCCAUUUGUUACGGUGCUUCCGGUGUAUAAUGUUCCACCUGAUGCUGGAGCUUCUGCCGCAUCAACAAGUCAUUAUGGCAUGGAAGGUCUUGAGAAUAAUGAUCCUGCUCAGAAAUUUGAUGUAUCAGAAGGACAUGACCAAUCUAUGAAUCCAACUAAUGUAGAUUCGUUACAGAGGAUUGCUAAUACUGACACAUCUAUUGAACAGAAAUCUGACAUUCUCAACAGUGACUUUGCGAGCCAUUGGCAAAAUUUGCAAUUUGGACGACUUUGCCAAAAUCCACGGUCCCCCAGUCCUCUAGCUUAUCCUUCAUCUGUGAUGGUGCCACCCAUGUAUCUUCAGGGACGUGUUCCAUGGGAUGGUCCAGGAAGACCCCUUUCAGGCAAUAUGAAUGGUUUCACUCAGAUCAUGAAUUAUGGACCUCGUCUUGUUCCCGUUUCCCCUAUUCAGCCUGUAUCUGGUAGACCUCCCAAUGUAUAUCAGCGGUAUGGUGAAGAUAUACCUAGAUAUCGUAGUGGUACUGGAACUUAUCUGCCAAAUCCUAAGGUUUCUGGUAGGGAUCGAUAUUCUUCAGGCACUAGAAGGGGAAACUACAGCCAUGACAGAAGUGAAAACAAUGGUGACAGAGAAGGAAACUGGAAUGUUUCAAAAUCACGAGCCCCUGGCCGCAACCACAAUCGCAACCAAAAUGAGAGAUCAAACUCAAGGAUUUACAGACCAGCUGCUGCCGCCAGUGAAAGCCGACCUGAUAGAUCAUGGAAUUCAUACAGGCAUGACACAUUUUCUUCAUACCAGACGCAAAAUGGUCCAUUUUACACCAACUCCCCUCAAGCUGGUCUGCCAAAUGUCACAUAUGGGAUGUAUUCUGUUCCAGCUGUGAACCCUAACGGUAGCGGAUUGUCAUCUAAUGGGCCAACUGGUCAAUCUCUUGUAAUGUUGUAUCCAUAUGAUCACAAUCCAAACUAUGGUCCAGCUGCUGAACAGGUAGAGUUUGGUUCAUUAGGCCAGGUGGGUUUCUCAGGUAUGAACGAACAAUACUCAAGUGAGGCAAGUAGGGAAGCGGAAGCAUUUGACGAACAUAGGUUACAGGGACGGUCUGCACAUUACUCCUCCCCAGAUCAGCCUUCCUCUCCCCAUCAUUUUAGGAGGGUUUGAUUACUCCACCAAUUAAGCGACAAGAGGGCUAUUGGUUGAAAUUAGGGUCUGCAACAAGUGCUUCCCACACUAUUUAUCAGAUUUACAGAUCAUCCUCGACCCUUGCCAGGUUCGAUUUUGUCGUCACCAUGCUAGCAUGUCAAACAAUGUGGGUGGUAUCUGCAUGAUCAUCCCAAGUGUUUGUUUGUGCAAGAUGGCCUUUCCGGCUUGUUCCUGUGUAAACUACUAGUCAUCUAACUGAAAACAGCCCUAUCCGGGACUAGCUAGAUCAGAUUCGGUUUUAUUUUCUUAUUUUGUCGUAGGCUUUACACAUUGUAAAAGUUAAUGGAAGUAGCUCCCAAGAUGAAGAUUUCAAGCUUUUAACAUGUCAUGAUCUGUUAAUUGGCUGGGUGACCUUGCAUUCUUGCAAAGAUCAUGGCAAGAGGGAAUUUUAUAUUACUUGAUAUUGUACCAACUUUGUUAGACGUUAUAAUGUUAACCAAACAUACAGACAUUGACUCUUC